AUGUGCGGACGAUACGUGCUGCAUAUGCGGCCGUCUGAAGUCCGGCGGCAUCUUGCAGACCAGAACAUGCCAGUCGAUGAUGCGCCGGACGACGACAACCCGCAACUGCGGCAAAGCUACAACUUCGCUCCUGGCUACCAUGGACUGAUCUAUCGAGCCCAGACUAGCGAUCGCGGAGCAGGCGAGAACGAAGAUGAGGAUGCUCAGAGCAAGAACGGCGAACCCUCUCCGAAGAAGGCCAAGCUCUCCUUGACGCCACAGGCCGUCGAUGGCAGAGCGACCCAGGAGAUCAAGUACAAACUGCAGGCCGCAAAAUGGGGUCUUGUGCCUUUCUGGACCAAGCGGCCUCCAGACUAUGGCAGUCAAAUGAGAACCAUCAAUUGCCGCGACGACAGCUUGAUCGAGAACCGAGGCAUGUGGAACACCAUGAAGCAGCGCAAGCGGUGUAUCGUUGUCGCAGAGGGCUUCUAUGAGUGGUUGAAGAAGAACAACGGCAAAGAGAAGAUCCCACACUUCAUGAAGCGUAAGGACGGACAGCUGAUGGCAUUUGCUGGCUUGUGGGACAUGGUCCAAUACGAAGGCAGCGAAGAGAAGCUCUACACCUAUACCAUCAUCACAACAGACUCUAACAAGCAACUCAAGUUUCUUCAUGAUCGCAUGCCGGUGAUUCUCGAGCCUGGAAGUCAUGCAAUGAGAAUGUGGCUGGACCCGAAUAACAUUGGUUGGUCGAAGGAGCUGCAGAGCAUUCUGAAGCCAUUCGAAGGAGAGCUAGAAUGCUAUCCCGUCGACAAGGCUGUCGGAAAAGUGGGCAACAAUAGUCCGGCAUUCGUCAUACCCAUCGACAGCAAGGAAAACAAGAAGAAUAUUGCCAAUUUCUUCGGCACUCAGCGUGCCACUGCCCAUGAAGUCGCCGCAAAGAAUGAGGCUGCUCGUAUGGACGACUUCAAGCUCGAACAGCAUCAAGAUACGACCGCCAAAGUCGAAAACACCGAGGAUAACACUCCACUUCCAAAACCAAAGAAUGAAAGCGACGAAGACCUGUCUCGGCGCAUUAAGAAAGAGACGGCAGAACUAGGUGAUCAAGACAUCAUUAAAGCUGCUGAUCAGCAGAUCGAGAAGGGUAUAAAGCGCGAGAUGUCUGAGAUCGACAAUCAGUCACUCAUCAAUGCUGCCGAAAGCCCUCCCAAGAAAGCCAUCAAAACAGAGCAUCCUUCCUCGACACCGAGCUCAGCCGCCAAGAGUACCGGCGGCAAGAAGACUAGAAGUGCUACAACGAACAGCACGGUAGCGAAAACCCCGACGAAAGGCGGCAACGCCAAGAUCACAAGCUUUUUCGGCAAGUGA
This is a messenger RNA of Pseudocercospora fijiensis CIRAD86, 1344 nucleotides long. RefSeq lists its product as uncharacterized. The transcript has a single exon. The record is from RefSeq and is a predicted model, not a curated record. Gene Ontology annotation, biological process: DNA damage response. Bases 1 to 1344 code for a protein of 447 amino acids. Lineage: Eukaryota; Fungi; Ascomycota; Dothideomycetes; Mycosphaerellales; Mycosphaerellaceae. Gene Ontology annotation, molecular function: single-stranded DNA binding.